AUGCUAAAAUCUACCGGUUUGGCCAAAAAUGAAUCUAACAAGCCUACAUGGGCUCACACACCAAGUCUUUGUGUCUGCGUCUCUCUUGACAAGACAGAGGUCUUCGCCUAUUUGGUUGCUAUGUCCGGACAGCGUAGCUUGCGUACUCUAAUCAGAAUUGUAACCCUGGAACAAACGGCGAAGAUGGUCUCGGCGAUAUCGGUGGGGGCUGUGCUGAGUUGGACACACACUUUACGACAGGCAGAAUUGGAAGUGUCUAUUGGUUCACACCAGCUAUUUGCGAGACUGGAGAGGCAAUCCUGGCCGGCUUCGAAGCGUUCGUUACCGACGCCACUAAAAUGGCGCUCGAUGGAAUCAUCGACGUCCCGAAAUAAUGGAGCGCUGGAUAUGGAUAGUGUUGGGACUGGAUCGAGUGGAAAUUUGAUUAGUGGAUAG
Molecule: messenger RNA, 435 nt
Organism: Botrytis deweyae
Lineage: Eukaryota; Fungi; Ascomycota; Leotiomycetes; Helotiales; Sclerotiniaceae
Exons: 1
Coding region: 1-435 (144 amino acids)
Source: RefSeq, a predicted model, not a curated record